GCCGCGGCGUCCAUCACCGCCAGGCGCCAGCAGCUCCGACUGCUAACGGCCGCCGGCCGCCGGCCGCCGCAGAUGCAGAAUCCAAGCGGCACCAUCCUUCAGUUCUACCACUCGGGACGGCUUUCCGCCGCGCUCCGGGCCUUUGAGUCGCUCCCCUUCUCCCCCGCAUCCGCCCCCGACCCUCUCUCCGCCGCUGCCUAUGCCGCGCUCGUCGCGGCCUGCUCCCGCCUCCGCUCCUUCCCGCAGGGGCGCCUCGUCCAUCGUCACCUCCUUGCCUCCUCUGCUGGCGCCGCAUACCUCGCUCGCAACACCAUUCUCAGCAACCACCUCAUCACCAUGUACGGCCGCUGCGCCGCCCCAGAUUCCGCACGCAUGGUGUUCGACGGGAUGCUCGACAGGAACCCCGUCUCCUGGGCCGCCGUUAUCGCGGCGCAUGCGCAGAACAGCCGUUGUGCCGAUGCCAUGGGUCUCUUCUCCUCCAUGUUGCGGUUGGGGACCGCGCCGGACGAGUUUGCGCUCGGCAGCGCCGUGCGCGCCUGCGCGGAGCUUGGGGACUUGGGCCUAGGGAGGCAGGUGCAUGCGCAGGCCAUAAAAUCGGAUAACGGAGGUCAUCUGAUCGUGCAGAACGCACUCGUCACCAUGUACUCCAAGAGCGGUUCAGUUGGGGAUGGAUUUGCGCUCUUUGAGAGGAUUAGGGACAAAGAUUUAUUUUCAUGGGGGUCAAUUAUCGCCGGGCUUGCACAGCAAGGUCGUGAAAUGGACGCACUUCACAUUUUCAGGGAGAUGAUUGCUGAGGGCAUGCACCACCCCAAUGAGUUCCAUUUUGGGAGUGUCUUUAGGGCCUGCUCAGUUGUUAUUAACAGUUUGGAGUACGGGGAGCAGAUUCACGGUUUAUGUGUCAAGUAUAAGCUGGACCGCAAUUCAUACGCAGGUUGCUCGCUGGGUGACAUGUAUGCCCGUUGCAAUAAGCUUGACUCAGCAAUGAAGGUGUUUUACAGAAUUGAGUCACCUGAUUUGGUUUCUUGGAAUUCCUUAAUAAAUGCUUUCUCUGCUGAUGGGCUCCUUAGUGAGGCUAUGGUUCUGUUCUCUGAGAUGAGAUAUUCUAGUCUGAAGCCUGAUGGUAUCACGGUUAUGGCUUUGUUAUGUGCGUGUGUUGGCUGUGAUGCUUUGCGUCAAGGUAGAUCCAUCCACUCGUACUUGGUCAAAUUAGGUUUAGGCGGGGAUGUUAUGGUAUGCAAUUCUUUAAUCAGCAUGUAUACAAGGUGUUUGGAUUUCCCCUCUGCAAUGGAUGUCUUUCACGAGACAAAUGAUCGUGAUGUUGUCACCUGGAACAGCAUUCUCACUGCUUGUGUGCAGCACCGGCAUAUGGAAGAUGUAUUUAAGUUAUUCAGACUCUUGCACAGUUCAAUGCCAAGUCUGGAUAGGAUCAGUCUAAACAAUGUUUUGAGUGCUUCUGCUGAGCUGGGUUACUUUGAAAUGGCGAAACAGGUUCAUGCAUAUGCCUUCAAGGUUGGACUGGUGAGUGAUGCAAUUCUGAGUAAUGCUCUGAUUGACACUUAUGCUAAAUGUGGAAGUUUAGAUGAUGCCAACAAGCUCUUUGAAAUAAUGGGCACCGGCCGCGAUGUGUUCUCUUGGAGCAGCUUGAUUGUUGGCUAUGCCCAAUUUGGUUAUGCAAAGGAAGCACUUGAUUUAUUUGCCAGGAUGAGAAACCUUGGAGUCAAGCCAAAUCAUGUAACCUUUGUCGGUGUCCUCAUAGCAUGCAGUCGUGUAGGACUUGUUGAUGAAGGCUGCUAUUACUACAGUAUUAUGGAACCUGAAUAUGGCAUUGUCCCAACGAAAGAGCAUUGCUCAUGUGUCAUUGAUUUGUUGGCACGUGCUGGGAGACUAAGUGAGGCAGCAAAAUUUGUUGACCAAAUGCCAUUUGAACCUGAUAUUAUAAUGUGGAAUACUCUGCUAGCCGCUAGCAGAACACAUAAUGAUGUUGAGAUGGGGAAGAGGGCAGCAGAAGGUGUUUUAAAUAUUGAUCCUUCUCAUUCAGCAGCCUAUGUCCUUUUGUGCAACAUAUAUGCCUCAUCUGGCAAUUGGAAUGAGUUUGCAAGAUUGAAGAAGGAUAUGAGAAGCAGCGGAGUCCAGAAAUCACCUGGGAAGAGUUGGAUUAAACUCAAGGGCGAGCUGAAAGUCUUUAUUGUAGAGGACAGAUCGCACCCAGAGUCUGAUGAAAUGUACACAAUGCUGGAUCUGAUUGGAUUUGAAAUGGUAAAAGCGGGUUAUAUUCCAGAACUUUCAUGUUACUCACGUAAAUAUAUUAGUUCUGACCACACAUAUUAUGAUUUGCUGAGUGAAGAAAUGUUGGCUGAAUAUGGAGUCAGUUCUCAAUAGUCAUUGCUGACUUCCUAUCUUUUACCAUGUCACAAGAUUUUUUGCCAAUUGUCAAAGGAAAUCAAGGUUCACUAUCUCGAUAAGGUACUUGAAGCUAACAUUUAUGCUGUAUUUUGAUGAUUCAGUAACGGCAGGUUGUGGAUUUCCCUUUCCUAAAUGAAUGGAAGAAAAGGUAUGGUCUGUGACUAGAAGUUAACCUGUUUCUUUGGUUCCAGACUCUGGUUUCUAGUUGAACUAUUUUACAACAACAAAACCUUUUAAUCUCAAGCAAGUUGGGGUAGACUAGAGUUGAAACCCAACAGAAACCAUAAGUCAUGGUUCAGUCACGACUCACGAGUUGAACUAUUCUACAUGAGAUAAAUGUCUUUAUGUUGCGGUUGGACUGAAUACAUAGUAGGAAGCUACUGAAGUUGACUCUGCUGUUUCAUAGCUGAUGGCAGGUUCUUCUGCUGCCCCUCAAACUCUGUAAUGAUUUCUGUUGUAAUCUAGUUUUGAAAACAACAGCUGAUGGCAGGUUACACCUGUUUGAAGUGCCACAUAUUCGUGUCUAGCUGGUUUCAAGCUAGUGGACAAGACACAUGAAGUAUCUGAACUAUUACAGGUAGCAGCUUGCUAGUAGGCUGCCUGAAAUAUGUUCAUAUCAACACAUUUCAUGCAAUCAGUUGAGAUGAUACAUGGUGACGUUGACCAAUUCUGCAUAAAUGAAUCCACUUGGAGCAACCGAGGCAUAAUAGUUUAUCCUCCAUUUCUUUCACCUUGGAAUUGGGACUGAUUCCGAGCUGAUGGUAGACUGCUGGUUUUAUUGUGUACUUAGAGUAGCUGUUUAGAAGUGAUCUAUGUGUUAGAGUGGACGCAAUAACCAGUUCAACCCAAAAACUUAAACUGAUGGGAGAAGGUAGUCAAUCCACUAUUCCACUUAUACACUUCAACACCCUCACUCACGUGCAGCCAGAGAGAAAGGCGUAAAUAUGGAAAUAAAUAGGUGGAGACACAAAUAAAGUCUCUGCCAGGAUUCAAACUCGAGACCUCUGGCGGCUUUGUAACUAUGUUAGAGUAGACGCACUAACCAGUUGAACCAAAAGCUUAAACUGAUGGGAGAAACUAGUCAAUCCACUUAUACACUUUAACACUUUGGAAUGUCCUCAAGAUUUAUUGUUUGGUUUUGUUAGAUUAGCUUGGUAGAGAACUACAUCUGCUAAAGUAUAGUUUGAGAUCUGCACUAAUAAAACUUCAGCUGGAACUGCUGUGUGUAGAAUAUAAUCAAACAAUAACUUUAACGUCAAAAUACACAUUCUCUACAAAUUUUAAAAUCUUCCUUUCCUAAAAAGGAAAUCAAGAAUGAAAAGAAUGGCUUUCCAAGUCCAUUAAAUUCUAAGGGCAGUUCAUACUAGACCUAAACUACAAGAAAAGCCCUAGCAGUCGUGAGAUAAACCAUUUGCUUUCUCGGUGUCAUUGCUGUCUUUAGUUGCCAAAAGCGGUUCAACCUCCUUAUCUGGCAUCUACAUAUACAUCAUCAGAAACAUCAAAAGGGUGAACUGGAAAAGGUUGUACAUAUUAAUUGUACUUCAAGGACGAUUUGACAUUUUUUUGUAUAUUUCAUAAUGUAAAUUAUGUUGCAGUUGUGUUGAGAAUAUUUGAUAUCCCAUCCAGAAGCUAAAAUAAUUCACGACAUAUGGCACAAUUCACGAUAUAUGGCGCGUGUAGCCCACAUCAUUCUCUAAACAUUACAAGAUCCAAUCUGGUUCACAGUAUUGGAGGCACCAUAACUUUUGUCUAUCUGUACUAUACUAAUGCUUAAUACUGAUUCUUGUUAUUGUGUAAAUUAUAUUCAAAUCUAAAGUAAUUUCAAUUUUAUUUCCCAAAUUUGAAUGUUUAUUUCAUCGUGAUUAUAUCAAAUUAGAAGAUUCAACCACUACUGUAUUUAAUUUGAUGAAAGUGGACUCUUAAUUCUUGUUGCUGACUUAGUAUAGGAAUAGGAAUCAGGAUAGUCAUUGGCAUAAUGGCAUGGCUGUUCUAUGCUUAUCACCUAUCAGUUCAUUUCCUUUUGCUUCAUGAAAACUAUGUCUAUGGUAAAUAUGAUUUUAAAAAAAGAUAAAUAUGAAUCAUAAUGCAUGUUAUUCAAGGAAUGAAGAAAAAAACCUGUGAAACUGGCAGGGCAUCAUUUGCUGACUUCUUCUUGCCCUCUCUUACAGAGAAAUAGGAGUAUAGUGCCAUCCCAAAUAUGGCAAUUAGAAUGCCCAAUAUGUUCCUUAGAGUGAAAGGAUCAUGUAAUAGAGUGUAGCCAAAUGAUAGAACCAGACAUGUCUUAAGGUGACCAAGCACCUGGUACGUCACUGGGGAUGUUGUUCCAAUCACAAGAAAUGUACUGAAGUUCACAGACACCGCAAUCAAGCAAGAGAGGACAAUGAAACCCUACAUACAAUUCAUAUAGAGAGGAUCAUUUUUCAUUUCAUUGUAGAAUUUGAGGAUACAAUUUGGCCAACACAGGUGGUGGCAAUGGCGAGGCCAGAAAGGAUGGACCCAAGCAGAUUUAGCUUGAGAUCAGUAACUGAAGCAAUUCCUACUCCAAGAAGUAAGACCAGAAGAGAAAGCUUGAUACUCUCGCUGCACAUCAUUGAAUUGGUAUUAGCUCAGUGGAAAUAGCAGUUAAUAUCACAGGGACCAUUUAGGCCCAGAAAGUCAUACACACAUUUAAUCAAUCAGUUGAUCCAAGAGUUUAUUUGGAAAUAUCUGAAACUUGAUUGUUCUCCUGAAUCAAAAGAACAAAAUGGAUCCAGAAGAAUUUAGUGUUUACUUAAGUUAUUUUCUAUCAUUCCUUUGACCAUAAAUGAGGUUCAAUAUUGUGAGAAAACUGCUCUCAAACCUGAAUCUUUUCUUCAAGAAGAUAGUCUCCAAUAGCACAGUGAAAGGUAUGAUCGCCAAUUUUGUCAUCUGUAGAGCUUAGUUUAAUGUAUCUGCUCAUGUUUUAUAUAAAAAUGGUACCUAGACGAACUUACCUGGUAGAAUCCAAUGGAGUUGAAUCCUAAACUCAGAUUGAGAAGACCAAUUGACGUGCCAUUCAGCAACCCAAAGAGUAUGACUGUCUGUCCAUCAAUUGCCUUGGGCUCGAAGAAACGUAAGCGCUGUGCCACAUGGAGGGUGCAGAAGGUCACCAUCAGAUGCCAGCUUGUUAAUGUUGUAGCUGCAUUGGUUCGUAAACAAGAGGACAAUGGAAACUGAAGAUGCAACAGAGAGUGCAAGUGACCCGAUCACACCGAUCUGGAAACCAGCUGCCAUCUUAACCAACUGGUGUUUGUCUACUUGUCUGAAUCCAAACCUGUAAAGAGUAGUCUAAGGUAUGCAUACUAAACUUGAGAAAAUAAAAGCAUAUCGAGUUCGUUCCCUG
Zea mays is the source of this 5764-nucleotide messenger RNA. Its product is annotated as Putative pentatricopeptide repeat family protein. The coding region runs from base 73 to 2379 and encodes 768 amino acids. The transcript has 3 exons. Gene Ontology annotation, molecular function: protein binding; RNA binding. The record is from RefSeq and is marked validated. Lineage: Eukaryota; Viridiplantae; Streptophyta; Magnoliopsida; Poales; Poaceae. Gene Ontology annotation, biological process: RNA modification. Gene Ontology annotation, cellular component: intracellular membrane-bounded organelle.